AUGGCGCAUCUCAGAGCUCGAGCUCCACAGGCAGCUCUGCAAGGUCUGAGGGCUGCGAGUCCGGCCCCGCGCCGGCGAUGUGUCGCCCUUGCUGGUACCGCGCGGCAUAUGUCGAGCGAGCGCAACAGACCCGAUAGGCCGGCGACGAACGAGGAGAAGCAGGGCCGGACGUUCCAGGGCCAGGUCGUCGGCAGCAUCACCCAGCGUCUGGCGCGCGAGAAGGCGGAGCGGGAGAGGUUCGCCGCCGAGCGGGAGAAGACAGGCAACAGCAGGAAUCUGGCGUACACAUUUGUGCUACUCACCACGAUGGGUGUUUCGUACUACCUGGGCACCCUCGUACCCCCGAAACCCAGCGAAGAGUCGACCCUGCCGCUCGCCAAGACAACUGCGCCGGUUCACAAGCUCAACAAGGAGAACCUCGAGGCCGCCUGGGCCGACUUUGUCAGCAUUGUCGGCAAGGAGCACGUUAGCACGACCCCCGGCGACCUCGAGCACCACGCCGACUCGGUGUGGUCGUCGCACUCUGCCAAGCCCGAAGAGCGGCCGUUCUGCGUCGUGUUCCCCAGCACCACUGAGGAGGUGUCCGAGAUCAUGAAGAUCUGCCACCAACGGCGGAUCCCUGUCGUCGGCUACAGCGGCGGCACCAGCCUCGAGGGCCACUUCACCCCGACCCGCGGCGGCAUCUCCAUCGAUUUCGGACGUAUGAACAAGGUCCUGAAGCUACACCAGGAGGACCUCGACGUUGUCGUGCAGCCUGCCGUCGGGUGGGAAUCGCUCAACGACCAGCUGGCGCAGACAGGCCUCUUCUUCCCCCCAGACCCGGGCCCCGGCGCCAUGAUUGGCGGCAUGAUUGGUACCGGGUGCAGCGGCACCAACGCCUACCGCUACGGCACCAUGCGCGAGUGGGUUUUGAGCUUGACGGUUGUGCUGGCCGACGGCACCGUCAUCAAGACGCGGCAGCGCCCGCGCAAGAGCUCCGCCGGCUACGACCUCACCAAGCUCUUUAUUGGGUCUGAGGGCACGCUGGGCCUCGUCACGGAGGCCACGCUCAAAGUCACGACGAAGCCGGCGUUCACCUCCGUCGCCGUUUCCGCGUUCCCCACGAUCCGCGACGCGGCCAACUGCGUCUCAAAGGUGGUUGCCGCGGGCAUCCCCGUGGCGGCGGUGGAGAUCCUAGACGACCUGCAAAUGCAGUGCAUCAAUAAGGCCGGCAUGACGUCCAAGGCGUGGGCGGAGGCGCCAACGCUGUUUUUCAAGUUUUCUGGCACGGAGACGGGCGUGAAAGAGCAGGUGGCGCUGGUGAAGCAGCUGGCGAGCAAGGCCGGCAGCAAGACGUUCGACUUCGCCAAGAACGAGGAAGAGCAGCAGGAGCUUUGGAGCGCGAGAAAGGAGGCGCUGUGGAGCACGAUGGCUGUCAAGCGCGAGGGCGACUACGUGUGGACUGGCGAUGUCGCUGUGCCGACGAGCAGGUUGCCCGACAUUAUUGAGGAGACCAAGGAGGCUAUGGCGAAGAGUGGGCUGUUUGGUACCAUUGUUGGACAUGUUGGGGAUGGAAACUUCCACACCAUUCUACUUUACAAUGACCAGGAGCGCAAGAGGGCCGAGCACUUGGUUCACAAUAUGGUCAAAAGAGCCGUCGAGAUGGAGGGUACUGUCACGGGCGAGCACGGUGUCGGACUCGUCAAGAGAGACUAUCUCCCCCACGAGCUGGGCGAGUCUACCGUCGAUACCAUGAGACAAAUCAAGAAGGCCCUCGACCCCCUCUGUCUACUCAACUGCGAUAAGAUUGUCAGGGUGCAGCCGCCCAAAGCCGGCGAAGUGAGCGAGUGGUGA
This is a messenger RNA of Colletotrichum orchidophilum, 1833 nucleotides long. RefSeq names its product glycolate oxidase. Gene Ontology annotation, molecular function: D-lactate dehydrogenase (cytochrome) activity; FAD binding; D-lactate dehydrogenase (NAD+) activity. NCBI's taxonomy places the organism in Eukaryota, Fungi, Ascomycota, Sordariomycetes, Glomerellales, Glomerellaceae. Gene Ontology annotation, biological process: lactate catabolic process. The record is from RefSeq and is a predicted model, not a curated record. The transcript is spliced from 5 exons. Gene Ontology annotation, cellular component: mitochondrion. The coding region runs from base 1 to 1833 and encodes 610 amino acids.